Mercurialis annua (annual mercury) is the source of this 1784-nucleotide messenger RNA. RefSeq names its product protein DJ-1 homolog C. The record is from RefSeq and is a predicted model, not a curated record. Gene Ontology annotation, molecular function: protein deglycase activity. Gene Ontology annotation, cellular component: nucleus; cytosol. The coding region runs from base 59 to 1459 and encodes 466 amino acids. Gene Ontology annotation, biological process: protein deglycation, glyoxal removal; guanine deglycation, glyoxal removal. The transcript has 8 exons. Lineage: Eukaryota; Viridiplantae; Streptophyta; Magnoliopsida; Malpighiales; Euphorbiaceae.
AUGUAAUGAAACUUAUUCAGACAUUUUAUCUUCAAGCUCCGAACUAAAAGAUUCAUCAAUGGAGUUUUUGGGUGUUCUAACACCAGCUUAUCCUUCGAAGCUUUCUCUAAUUAGGACCUCUCCUUCAAUGGCUAUCUCUGCAACUCCACUUUUAUCUCUGUCAUGUGCAUCCAUGGCUUCUCCUUCAGAAAGAAAAACACCCACUUCAAGAAAAAUAUAUUCAAAAACUGCAUCUCUCACAAUACCAACAGCAACAACACUAAGUAAUUCAGACACAAGCACCACUGUAACUCCAAAGAAGGUUCUGGUUCCAAUUGGGUUUGGAACAGAAGAAAUGGAAGCAGUUAUUAUAAUUGAUGUUCUACGUCGAGCUGGUGCAGAGGUGGUUGUGGCCUCAGUGGAGCCACAGCUUGAGAUUCAAGCUGCUGGUGGCAUUACAUUGGUUGCUGAUACCUCUAUUUCCACCUGUUCUAAACAAGUUUUUGAUCUUGUGGCUUUACCGGGAGGAAUGCCCGGUUCAGCAAGGUUAAGAGACUGUCAGAUUCUCCAACAAAUCACAAGCAAACAAGCUGAGGACAAGAGGUUAUAUGGGGCGAUUUGUUCUGCACCAGCUGUCACACUCCUUCCAUGGGGCCUUCUAAAAAGAAAGAAGACAACUUGUCACCCUGCAUUUAUGAGCAAGCUUCCGACGUUCUGGGCUGUUAAAUCAAAUAUUCAAGUUUCAGGAGAGCUUACGACUAGUCGUGGCCCUGGAACUUGUUUUGUGUUUGCUUUAUCAUUGGUCGAGCAGAUGUUAGGGGAGUCAAUUGCCAAGGAUGUUGGAGAGUUGUUGCUGAUGCAUACUGCAGAUGAUAUGCGUAGGAAGGAUGAAUUUAAUGAAGUUGAUUGGUCUCUUGACCACAACCCCCGUGUUCUCAUUCCCAUUGCUAAUGGUUCUGAAGUGAUUGAAAUAGUAACUAUUGUAGAUAUAUUACGGCGAGCAAAUGUGGAUGUUGUGGUUGCUUCACUUGAAAAAUCUAGGCAAGUUGCAUCUCUGGGCACAAAAAUGAUUGCUGACAAGCUAAUUGGUGAUGCUGCUGAAUCGAUAUAUGAUCUCAUAAUUCUUCCGGGAGAAAUUGCCGGGGCUAAGCGACUACAGAAAUCAAGGAUUCUGAAGAAGUUGCUCAAAGAACAAGGUGCAGCUGGAAGAGUAUAUGGAGCACUUUGCUCUUCUGUGGCAGUUCUACAGAGUCAGGGAUUACUCAAGGAUAAGAGAGCCACCGGACAUCCUUCCAUUCUAAGCCAGCUUACGAAUGAAGUUGUAGAUGGUGCUAAAAUAGUUAUUGAUGGUAACGUAAUCACCAGCAAGGGACUUGCUACAGUGACAGAUUUUGCAAUGGCUAUUGUGAGCAAGCUUUUUGGCCAUGCUAGGGCUAGAAGCGUAGCAGAAGGCCUCGUUUUGGACUAUCCUAGGAUUUAAGCUAUAUGUCAAACUGAAGGCGGAAAUCGAUGAAGACUGUAUGAACUACCAAAAAAUUUAUAUCAGCCAGUGAAGGAUAUAAAUUAGUUGGCAUUUUCAGUCGGAGAUUUUCAUAAUUCGUGCAAGUCCAAGCUCGUACCGGAGUUUCUGAAGUCGGUUUGCAGUGAAGCUAACGUGUCAAGAUACCUGUAAAAAUUGCAGAACACUUUCAGGGCAAUUAGUGAGUAGUAUUGAAAUUAUAAGUGGUUAAUGUAACACAUUUUGCAGUUUGGUACUUAAACUUCCAAUUUUCAUCCAAUUAUUUAAGGUGAUUAUUGAUAACAAA